Molecule: messenger RNA, 486 nt
Organism: Amorphotheca resinae ATCC 22711
Lineage: Eukaryota; Fungi; Ascomycota; Leotiomycetes; Helotiales; Amorphothecaceae
Exons: 3
Coding region: 1-486 (161 amino acids)
Biological process (GO): translation
Cellular component (GO): ribosome; cytosolic small ribosomal subunit
Molecular function (GO): structural constituent of ribosome
Source: RefSeq, a predicted model, not a curated record
AUGGCCACCGAACUUACCGUCCAAUCUGAGCGCGCUUUCCAAAAGCAGCCUCACAUCUUCCUCAACUCCAAGGUCAAGACCAAGACUGCCAGACCUGGCAAGGGAGGACGAAGAUGGUACAAGGACGUCGGAUUGGGAUUCAGAACACCAAAGACCGCGAUUGAGGGAACCUACAUUGACAAGAAGUGCCCCUUCACUGGUCUCGUUUCCAUCCGUGGCCGUAUCUUGACCGGAACUGUUGUUUCCACCAAGAUGCACCGAACCCUCAUCAUCCGCCGAGAAUACCUCCACUUCAUCCCAAAAUACUCCAGAUAUGAGAAGAGACACAAGAACCUUGCUGCGCACGUCUCGCCAGCUUUCCGUGUGGAGGAGGGUGACCAAGUUACCGUUGGACAAUGCAGACCCCUGAGCAAGACCGUCCGAUUCAAUGUUCUCCGCGUCCUCCCCCGAACUGGCAAGGCUGUUAAGCAGUUCAACAAGUUCUGA